AUCCAUCCAAUCCAACGAACGGCUUCCCCGAAAACAAAGAAAAACAAAAAUGGCGGUUAAUGAAAGGGCGCCAGUUUUGCCCGACGCUCCAGGUAUUUCAGCCAAAAUGACGGAGGAGAUUACGAGCGGAGAAGAUGGAAGCGUUCCCAAGGAGGGCGCUGUAGGUGGGAACGACUCCCGUCUGCAUAAACCACUGCCGGCAGUUGGUGGCCCGUACGAGGAGAUGGACGAUGCGUCGUCAAAUGGCACAGACUCUGAGGAGGAGGACGACGAUUAUUAUGAUGAUGAUUCGUCCGACGACGACGAUUGGCUCAUGUUUAGGGAGAAAGAGAAAAGCUGGGACGACGAAGACGACGACGACGACUUCAAAGAGGAAAUCGUCACGACUGUCUACCAUUGGCCGGCACCGCCAACAACCAAAAGGAGCGCACCCAAACCCCCACUACAAGCGCCACCUAAAAUGCCAAUAAAAGCGACCCUCAAGAGGCCCCUCAGUGACGAAAACAAAGAACAGUCUGUAAAGCUUGAGGCAGGUGCUUCAGUCUCCUCUGUGCACGGACCAUCACCGCCAGCCCCCAAAUCAGCGAGGACGACGUGGAGAACGUUCUCGGCCAACGGUAACAGGAAGGUACCCGGGGAACGCAUUGUAGACGAGGUCGAGCUUCUUUCGAACCACCCUCCGUCGCCAUCUUGGAACUCGGGAAAGAUAAGUGGAAACAAAUCGCUUGGCUCCGAUCAGAAAGACAAGGAGUCAUUCGAACGUUGUGUCGCGGAUGAAUGGUCUUAUUUCUCGCACGACCUGCCGCCACCGGCCAUCAAAACGACGGUGGUUCCGGUCAAAAGAGUGGGAGCCAACUUGGAGCAGAUGUCGAAGCUUCGUGACCAGCUGGACGACAUCUUGAGCACGCGGCCGAGUGGUAGCAAGCUCAAGGAAGGAGAUGCCAACAGCCCGGUUCCCAAGUUCUGGGUGAGCAAGUGGAUCGACUACACGGAGAAGUAUGGCGUUGCCUACCAGUUGUGCGGCGGCAGCGUCGGCGUGUUCUUCAACGACUGGUCGCACAUGACGCUCCUCGACGACGGCAAGAACGUGAUUUACGUGGACCACUGGCAGUACGAGUUCCGCCGCACGUUGGCAAAGACACCGCCGUGGCCGCCGUACAUGAAGGACAAGCUGCGGCUGCUGGAGUACUUCUCAGCCUUCAUGCGGCAACGCCUGCUGAGGACGGGGGGCUCCGGCGGGCGCCGCACGGUGAAGGAGCGUGCCCGCCCGCCCCACCUGGUAUCGUGGCUCCGAACGCACUCGACCAUCGCGUUCCACCUCAGCGACAACACGGUGCAGGUGAACUUCUUACAAGACCACAGCAAGAUCAUCCUGUGCCCGCUCAUGGACACAAUUUCGUACAUCGACCGCAAUCGCGAGUUUUCCGUGUACCGGACGGAGUCCCUGCUCAAGGCGGACUUGGCAAUGGACUUAGUGUCGCGUCUCAGGUACAGCCGAGAGGUUGUGAAGAAGCUCGCCCUGCCCGUCGAUCCUCGAGCGGCUCUGUCCAGGGCACCCUUCCGUUUCAGCACGAGCACGCCCGUCGCAGUUUGCCAAAAACUGCUGGGAGCACCGGGCCACUUCUAUAACUCAGUUUCACCUCGCGACGAUAUGCGGCAGAUGCUGCGAGCCAUCCCAGCCAACCCGGCGCCGUGAAGGCUGGAUCGCAGACUUGCAUUCGAGUUUGCUCAAGUGUGUGGCAUCUCCUCGUAGCCGCGUACGAAGAGAGAACGCACUGUCACCAUCUAUCGAGUGGCCCUGGAACUAUGUGUAAUGGGAUUGAAGGUCCCGCAUUAUUUGAGAGAUCAAAUUUAUACACCAUCUGCGAGAAACGGUUGCUUAAAACCAUUGUCAAAAUUAUUUUUUCGAGUCCACAGUGAAAGAAUAAUGUAUAAAAGAUCACAAAAACAUGUACACCGCAGACGAAUCCGAAGUUUCCAGGGCUACUUGAUGGAUGGUGCUAGUGUGGUCUCGCAUCAUAAGCGGUUACAAAAGAAUGCAAUACACUCGAGCACACUCGGAUGGAAGCAUGUACACUAGCCCUAAAGGGAUACUACGACGAAAUUCUAGCACCCAUUUUGUUGUCUAAAUGCAAACCAUGUUCUGGCCACACCAUGGAGACACCAAUUUUUUUUUUUUUUCUCAAAAAGAUGUUAAAACAUUAUUUCAAGGGAAUAAAUCGGACGUCAUUACGUCACUUUGAACUUAGGAGCGAAGCCGCUUUGCAGAGGUAUGGCGGCAAGCUGUUGGCACGCGAGCCCUGUGGAACCGGAUUUUCCUUUUCCCGGCCUAUUCAACGCCUUCUGGGAGCAGGGAGGGGCAACUAAACACGGCCAGGUUGUUACGCGUUGACGACAUCAAGUGGCAGACCUCGUAACCACACCAGCCCCCAAGCAACUUCGCCUGUGCUGGGCCAUUUGGUCACGUCUCCUGUGACCAACCGGUCACGGGUCAUGACUCCCGCACUCCCCGAUGGCCGAUCUUUGAGCGAUCGCUGGGAUUGGUCCCUCGGAACAAGAAAUAUAGCCAUUCGUUCAAAAUACAAGCAUUCGAUUGUCACUAGCAGAUAGAGUUGAUUGUGCUUAACUUUUUCUGAAUGAGAGAGGUAUAUUUUAAGUUUCGAUUCAGUAUCCUUUUAAACGUAUUGCAGAGCUCGGGGUUACAUGACACAAGACUCGGCUCGCAUGUAACCCUCCCAAAGGUUGCACGACACUUCUGCGGCAUCGGGUCGGCUUCAAUGACUCGUAGCGUCCUCCGCUGUCCAUCGUAAAGUGAAUCGAAGUAUAUAGUGAAUGUUUUUAGUUUCAUACCUAUUUUCUGUACAGUGGUGUAAUUUCUAUGCACAGUUGAUUGCAAGAUCACAGUUCAUAUCCUGAAGAAAAGCCUACAAUUAUUUUAUAGAAUUUGGGGAAUGUUGCGAGGGUCAAAGGAAAUCUGGGGAAGCAGUGCGAAAUUUGGGGAAAACAUUGUGAGGGUCAGUGACAUCUGUUGGCUAAUGCAGCUUUUUUUUGCAUGUUUCAAGUGACUCGAGUGUUGAGAAGACUGGUGCAUACACUUUUAUGCUUCUGUACUUCGCAAAAUGAGUACACACAUGUGCAUGCGUAAACCCCAAGUAGGAAUCUUGUCGUUCUGAACUUGCGGGAAGUCAAGAGUAUACAUUUGAUCAUUGUCACUAAUAUUUGCUGAUCUAGAUGUUUCUUUUUCAAAUAGAUCGGAGUUUUGACAAAAUAAAACAAUCAUGUUUUGCCAAAAAA
Ixodes scapularis (black-legged tick) is the source of this 3294-nucleotide messenger RNA. Its product is annotated as serine/threonine-protein kinase plo1. Gene Ontology annotation, biological process: regulation of cytokinesis; mitotic cell cycle. The record is from RefSeq and is a predicted model, not a curated record. NCBI's taxonomy places the organism in Eukaryota, Metazoa, Arthropoda, Arachnida, Ixodida, Ixodidae. The transcript is spliced from 9 exons. Gene Ontology annotation, molecular function: protein serine/threonine kinase activity; protein binding. Gene Ontology annotation, cellular component: cytoplasm; spindle pole; centrosome. Bases 50 to 1696 code for a protein of 548 amino acids.